UCUCUAAAAUGAGCGAUGACAUGGCGGCGCGCGCCCGCCACCACUUCUCGCGCCUCUAGACGAGGGAAGCGGGAUUCGUUCGGAAGAGGGAGACGAGCGGUAUUACGGCCCUGAACGGCCCUCGGCGUCCCAGGAUCAUGUCUUCGCGGGUGAAGCCCGUGCCUCCGGGCGGAGGACGAGCGCAGCCCGUCCCUAACGGGGGCAGUGUGAAGGUGUAUAGGCCAUACCGCAGGUCGCCGUACCCACUGCAGGAAGACCGAGCAGAGGAGAAGGACUCGAAAAGCUUCGUGGAUCCACUUGACCAGCAGCGUGAGGACUUUUCGAGCAGGGACAAUGACAGGAACCUGUACCAGGCUCCACACACAGCAUGUGCUGCCACCUCCGCAUCAACCAAGGGCUACAACCCAGUGGACAGGCGUGCCUCUCUGUACCGGCGCUUUUACAAGCAGAUCCAGGAGGACCAGGAGGAUGGACCAGCUGACUGCGUCAUCCUUUCUGUGAGCACCCAGAACACGGAUUACGCAAAAUCGAUAGGCCACUGUUUGCAGGACCGCGGCCUUGUGGUGGAAAUGAUUUACCUGCAGGCGGAGUCAGGCUUGACCCAGGCCCUGCAAGACGUCCGCUCCGACGGUCUACCCUUAUGUAUUCUCGUCGAGCAGACUAAUGUAGCUCUGUCCUCGUGCACAAUAAUCAUAUUUUCAGAGACGCUCAAAAUUCACCGCAACAUGCCGAAGGACCAGGCCAUGGACUUUGUGAUGAUGGAGUUCGAACACGUGCAGGGAGAGCGCCAGGCCAAGGAGCCGGAGGACCUGGGAGCAAGAGCAGCCAACAUGGUGGCCGACUACCUGGACAGGGAGACGCAAGAAAGGCAUGUGGUACCACCCACCACUCGCCACUUGCUGCUCCUCAUGUCCCAAGGGCUUCACCUGUACCCAGAGGAGCUCAGCACACUGGCUGAGUACGUGCAUGGGCGUCAGGAACACCUUCAAGAUUCUUCAGCUGAUGUGAGCAACGGCUCGUUUCCUGAGAGGAGAAGCCUGCUGCCCAGUGCUCUGGGAAAACCGCCGCCCCUGCUGCCGACACCCCCCGGUGCCCUCAGGAGGGACGUCCCUGGACGUGCUGCGGUGAUGAACAAGCACCCCCCCACAUCCCUGCUGCCCACCCCAGGCUCGUAUCCUAAAUCCAAGCCGCCUCCGCUGCUGUCCAUGCACGGGCGCCAGGGCUCCUCCCACGGUCCCCCAUGUGGCCCAUCUCUGCAGCUCAGGGGAUCCCCAGCCCAUCAUGGCCUGCCAGCCUCUCGUGGUGCUCCUUUGGUCUCACGCAGUGUUCCUGCCCCCACACUCACUGUGCCUUCCCCUUGUGGGCCCCUACCCCAACAGGGGCCACGUGCUACACCGCCUUCUUUGAAGAGCCUCCACAAGGGAGACCAACAUGGUCUGCUGCCACACCCAGGGGGACCCCCAUUGAUUUCCAGCAUCCCAAGGCACUAAGGGAAGAUCUCCUCUUCAGUCAAACUGCAUCUGCCUAGUUUGAAAACCCAGAAUCAGAGAUCCCUAUAUACCAACACUCAGGGUCCAGUAUCCUAUCAUGCACCUGACCAAUGGACAAUGCAGGACUCUCCAACACUGAAGCCUAGCCCUGCACUGCUCCCCAGUUCCCCUCGGCUCAUUUUCUGGAUCCAAGUAUGACCUCUUGUGUAGUGAAACUUCUCAUGGUAAGAGCAGUUCAGAUGGUGCAAACCUGUACAAGGCCAAGUGCGUUUACAUCUCUGCAGGAUCCACAGAAGCUGAUUCCCAGCACUGCUGGUACCGGCACAGUCUUGCUGUGUGAUCUGCAUUGUUGUGAGAGUGAGAAAGCUCACUUUGACUCUUUGUCCAUCAGGGUCACAAGUCUCAAUCUCUGCAGUCAGUGCUGGAUGAUACUUGAGCAGGACCUGCAUCACUCCAGCACUGUCACUCCAGCAGCCAAUCACAGCGCUCCAUUUUACACAUGCACACGCACACGACACCAUCUCUCUCCAUGGGACAGCUUGCAACUGCCAAACGUGCUCUGAUGAUCUGCCACUGCCAACAAUGUGCCCACCACUUCUUCUGUUAGCACUGGUGGGUCCCGCUCAUGUGUCCACCACUUUCAGCUGCCCAAAAUUGUUUACAUUGAAGCUGUUGGGUGUUCUGAAAUGUGUUCUCUGUAAAUUAAAGCUAAAAAUUAAGUUCUUAAAAUGCUUAGGAAUAACCAGUCCCAGUUUUAUGUAUAAUUGACGCUGUGCUGUUUAUAUUAAAGGUACAAGCACUUUUUACAGGAAAAAAAUUAUAUCUAGUAUAUUUUCUGUGAACUCUUGAUUAUAUUCAGUAGUUCCUCAACAUUUUUGCAUAUGAAUAUGAUUGUGAAAGUGACUGUGUGUGGAGCUCUUGCGGUUCUGCCCUUGGGAAUGGACUCUACAGAGGCUUCAAUAAGAAUCCUGUUUUGCACUUGUCUGUUUUUUUUCCCGUUUUCUCGUUCUGGAUUUUUAGUGUGUGUACACAGCACAGUGCAUUAAAGCUGAUCAUGAUAUAAUCGUCUCCUCAGUCAUUUGCUGCAGAAUUACGUGACUACUACUUAGUUGCCUGCCUUUAUCCUGAGAUUCUUUAUUCCAAUUUAACAAGUGGAUGAAUGACAGUGUUCCCCUGGGUAGUGCUACACACUCGUGAUUUAUCCCAUGUAUAUAAUGACACUGUAAAACACUACAGUGUGUUUUUUUUACCUAGCUGGAACUGAUAGUUUUUGUAAUUUGUGUGAAUCUUGUGUAGUCCGUUGAAUAUUGCACCUUAGCAUGAGUGCAUGACAGAAUUUGUCACUCUUAAAAUGCAUACAAAAGCUCCCAAACAAGUCAGCCAUGCUGGUGAUUUAUUAGUGAUAAAAUUCUCCUUUUCUGAGCAAAGGGCACACAGUAAAAUCGCUGUAAACAUUUUUUAACAGAACUUAGAAUCCAGAGAUUCUACUGCUACAAUUCAUGUACAAAUUGCAGGCUGAAUUGUUGUUACUGGGUGAUUAUUGCAGAACAAAAUUUUAUAGUCAUUACUAUGAAUAAAUUAGGCCUUCUGAAGCAUGGUGGGCUUUAAGGGUUUUGAAAAAAUGAUUAAAUUUAUGCUGUAAUGAACACCGCCUCCCCCACAGGCCAG
Scleropages formosus (Asian bonytongue) is the source of this 3158-nucleotide messenger RNA. RefSeq names its product nuclear receptor coactivator 5. NCBI's taxonomy places the organism in Eukaryota, Metazoa, Chordata, Actinopteri, Osteoglossiformes, Osteoglossidae. The record is from RefSeq and is a predicted model, not a curated record. The coding region runs from base 138 to 1490 and encodes 450 amino acids. The transcript is spliced from 10 exons.